CUGACCAUUCUCCGCUUACUUCGUACAUGUCGCGGCUUGUCGCCUCUGGGUAGGGUUGGUUGAAGAGUCUCCAUACCGCAUGCUGUCCACAUGGAGAGUUCGCGAUUGGAUUUGCGGCAACACGGGCCGAACUCAAGUGGCUGGUCCGUGCAUCGCGCAACGACGACAGUGACCCGAGUCGCACGUGAGCAACGACUCGCUGAUUGGCAACACCAACAGCUUGCUCGUAAAGGCUGAUCAUGGCAACAAUGUCGUCUUCAAAGAUCUCGUUGAUUGGAAGCCUACCAGAAGAGCUCCUGGUUCAGAUCCUCCACUACCUCGAUGCAGCGCCGCCAUCAGAGACCAAGAUCCGAGAAGAGCCGUCACUGCAACUAACCAUCUCCGAUAACCAGACACUUAAGGAAGUGUCCCUGCUUUCAAAGCGAUGGCGACGUCUAACGCUUCCACUACUCUUCCAACAUGCUUGCCUCCGUCUUGACACCUCGCCACGGCGACAAUGGGCCGACUGCCGGGUCUGCAACAGUGGCACCGUUCGUGGUCCAAUAGGAUCGGUAAAGUUAAGCACAGAAUUGAGCAAUGUCGACCAGUACCAUGUUGAGAUGGCCGAAGAGUGCACUGCGGCUCAUGACUCUUUCGAUCACCAGUCGCUCCGCUGGUUGUCCCGCUUCUAUCAUAGCCUUAACGACUUCCUCCGGUUCAUUAAGCGCAACGCACUGGAUACGGAUAUCCAAAGCUUCGUGUUGUCAACGGACAGCAUGUGUUCCGUCACACCGGAAAGUGUGACUGCUGAUUUGGAAUCUGAUUGGUGUUACCGUGCAGCCGCGGCCUUUUGGCAGCAUCUUCUGUCUGUGUUGGACUUGUCACGGGUGGUCAUCGUGGCACCUCCGACGGAUAUGGCAAGGUUGACGAACUGUGCAAUCAACACUUUCGACGAGUGGGCUUUCAGCGACAUGAGUUUCCACAUUCUCGACUUGCGUCUAGACAGCGGUCAUUCUCGCAGUUCCUCGCCUUUGCUGGGUCAAGCGGUCGACUACAAGCAGCUCAACUCCUCCGUCCGCCGCUUUCCAGGCAUUGCACCCUCGAGCAUCCUCAAGCUCCGCCCCUGGCACCACCUUACGGUUAACGAAGGUUGCUUCCUGAAAGCCUACGGUACAUACGAAUACUUUGAGCGCGGCCCACCUUCACUCAUCUACAGCAUCCUUGACUGCUUCACGCCGCGACCCACCUACGGCGCGGAUAUGCGUCGAAUCUCAGACGCUCCUUUAGCGGGACUAAGGAAACUUUCGUACAUUGCCAUCUUCCCCUUCGCGACACAUCUGCAGUUACGGGAUCUUCUGCCGCAACUGCAGGAGCUGGAUCUGCAGCUCGCGCCUUCAUUGGGAUCGAAAAUUCUGGAUGACCCUGCAAGGAUUGGAAAGGCAGACAUGCAGGAUUGCUGGUCCGAGUUGGUGAGUAUUUAUCAGAGUCUUACUGCUCAGCUGGCGACUUUCCGAAUCUCGGAGCGGAAUGUGCCGAGAUUGGAGAAGGUGGUUUGCAGAGAUGUUGGUUGGCCUGGGUUGCAACAGGAUUUGGACGAAGUUUUUAUACCACUCUGCCUGCCCGUCUGGGCGGAGUGCGAACCGGGCGUGUUCACACGGCUUCAAGGGAGCGCGGACGGUCACAGUGGGAUGAAGGCGGAGUGGUGAUGUAGAGCUCGUUUCUAUUUGAUAGUACUGUUGUAGAACCGUCGCGACAGACUGAGUAGUCGCGGAUCGGCACUCUGAUGCAAGGAUGACCUAUGCUCUCUAGUCUCCUGAUCUUGCGCUCGUUACCACGUGCACUUCGAUCACAGUAAGCCAGUUC
Baudoinia panamericana UAMH 10762 is the source of this 1842-nucleotide messenger RNA. RefSeq lists its product as uncharacterized. The record is from RefSeq and is a predicted model, not a curated record. The transcript is spliced from 3 exons. The coding region runs from base 249 to 1685 and encodes 478 amino acids. Lineage: Eukaryota; Fungi; Ascomycota; Dothideomycetes; Mycosphaerellales; Teratosphaeriaceae.